AUGUCGCUCUUGGCGCUGGCCAUGCUGAGCCUACACGUUGGGACGUUGCUGGGCACAUCGGCCGUGCGACACGGCGGCGAUCAGCCGGCAACACGCAGGGGCGACCUGCAGGAGCGGACGAGAUCGCUGGACGGGACGUCGCCGGGCACAGUUGGUAACAGGAGCGUGUCCGGGGGGCACGGCAGGGAAGGGCCCCCUCGUCGAUCCAGGCAACGCCAGGCAGGCAGAGGACGCAACCGAAGGCGUCAAGAGAAGCUGGAGAUGCUGAGUGACAGCCGGAGACCUUCGUGCUCAACCUGGAGAACAUCCCAGAUCUGUCGCGAGCGGACCUCGCUGGACACAACCCGAAUAUCCAGGGCACCCACCACAUUUAAACUAUCAGCUGGUCGCAUGUGGCGGGGUCAAGUGUGGAUUACUCCUCAAUCAAUCUUUAUUUUACGUGGCAAUAUCGCCCUCAAUAAAGUAGGCAUCGGUGCACAUUACAACGAAAUGGGAACGGUCACAAUCGAGGUGGUGGACGAGGCGGAGGGAGACGUGGACAUGGAGCUCAAGCACAACGGCGGCGGCGGCGGUGGUGCCGGCGGCGCUUGGCGGAGUGGCACGAGUUCGCGGCACGGCGUGCCAGCAGUGGCACGGGCUUCUCGGCAACCGGGACGCGAGGGCUGGUGGCGCCCGGGCGCAGGUGCUCGCAGGGCUGAAGGCGCCGCACUUAACCCAGUGCAGAGAGAAGCUGCCUCGGCUGAGGAAAGCAACUUUCUCACCCACUCUUUGGAUGGUUUAGAGGCCUUUUCACCACUAAACCGUGGGGAGCCACCGCAGACACGAAAUGACGGAGAACGAGAGGGCCAGUGGGGUCCCUGGUCUUCGUGCAGCGUCACCUGUGGCAGUGGCAGCCAAAAGCGUACGCGCUCCUGCGGCUACUCCUGCACUGCCACAGAAGCUCGUACCUGCGACCUGCCCAGCUGCGCUGGAAUGGAGGAUAUAUUUAAGCCGGCAACAUCCAAUGUGGAGCUCUUAGCACAGGAUAACCGCAAUUCAACAGACAUCCUUGGAUCUGAUGUGGACAACUGUGAGAGAUGGGUGACCUGCAGGGCUGAGUUCCUGGUCACAUAUCUGCAGAAGGUGUCAACAGAGCUGCCCAACUGCCCCUGCGCGUACCCAACGGAAGUGGCCUAUGGGACCACCGAGGUGCUUGACGCUCAGCUGGGCCGUGACUUCCGCUGGAAGGACGCCAGCGGCCCCAAGGAGAAGCUGGAGGUGUACAAGCCCACGGCGCGCUACUGCAUCCGCUCCCUCCUCUCCCUGGAGAGCGCCACACUGGCGGCGCAGCACUGCUGCUACGACGAGGGAAUGAGGCUUCUCACACGGGGCAAGGGGGCCGGAACGCCGAACCUCAUCAGCACCGAGUUCUCCUCGGAGCUCCACUACAAGGUGGACAUCCUACCGUGGCUCAUUUGUAAAGGCGACUGGAGCAGGUAUCACCAAGCGCGGCCGCCCAACAAUGGCCUGCAUUGUACAGAGAACCCGACAGAAGAGGUCUUCAACGCUCAAUUAAAAGACGCCAAAGAGUUCUGA
This is a messenger RNA of Callorhinchus milii (elephant shark), 1575 nucleotides long. RefSeq names its product isthmin-1-like. Gene Ontology annotation, biological process: negative regulation of angiogenesis. The record is from RefSeq and is a predicted model, not a curated record. Bases 1 to 1575 code for a protein of 524 amino acids. Lineage: Eukaryota; Metazoa; Chordata; Chondrichthyes; Chimaeriformes; Callorhinchidae. The transcript has 7 exons.